UGUGAGUGAGGGUGUGUGUAUUGUUCUUGUCCUCCUCUUAGUCAGAGGCUCACAGACAGCUGACGGUAAAACAUCAACUCCAAGCAGAGAGAGGAAGGAAACAAGACAGACAGAAAGGACUCUGGUUCAACCUGCAGCAGCACUCAGAGUCUUACAAACACAAACACUGUUCUCCGAGGUAACCCAUCACGUCCAUCUGGACUUCCUACCUCUUGGUGAGAUGGUCCUUCCCUCAGUAUUCGUCUUUGCCUACUGGGCAAGUUUUCUGCUAGAGUUUGGUUGGUGCCGAGACGGGGUGUGUCUUCAGGAUGGACAUCACAAACCCAAACCCAGUCCAGAGCCAGGUCUUAAGGAAUGCUCACUGUACAUGGAGAAUGCUUGCUGCUCGGAGCAGGACAUCGAGGAUCUUACUGCUCUGACUGACGGUGUACCGUGGGACCGCUGUGGCUCUCUGAGCCCAGUGUGUGAGGAGUUCCUAAAGCGAGUCAUCUGUUUUUACCGCUGUUCUCCCAAUGCCACAUAUUGGCCACACCCUCAGGGUGGCUCCUCCCUCAGGGCGGUGCCUCUGUGUCACAGCUUCUGCAAAGACUGGUAUGAAGUUUGUAAGUCAGACCUCACAUGUGCUCGAGACUGGACCAGCGAUCCCAGAGGACUAAACUGCACCGGCAGCUGCAUACCAUAUCACCAGAUGUACCAGCAUGGCCGAGACCUCUGCGAGAGCUUCUGGGGUGACGCCUUCAUGACGGUGGACAAUGAAGCCAUGGAGGUCAAAGGACAUAGCUGUGGGUGUCUGAACCUCAACGCCUCAGACCGAGAGGUCAUAGCUGCUCUGAGAACACAGAAAGACGACCUGAAUGAUCUGGACACCACCAAACACCGUGCACACACCCUCUGCACUCCCAGUGUAGCCGCAGCACCACAGCAGAGGAACAACGACAAGUCAGUGUUACACAAGCGCUCGGCUCCGCCCAUACACGACCCAGAGGGCAGCGGCAGCGGCUUCUAGGAUCCCAGUCGAAUGGUCUCAACAAUUUAGUAUCGGUUCUGGAGCACAGAAUAUAAUAUAACGUCUCAUUCUAGAAUGUCUCGAUUGUUCUAGGGCACCUUUGUUUUAGGUCACAAACCCAGAUUCCAGGUACAAAAGUAUGUGCACCCCUGACCAUCACGUUGACUGUGUUUGUCUUAUUCAGAGCGACUUACAUUUCUAUCUCAUUUUUUUAGGCAUCUGAGCAAUUAAGUGAUAAGGGCUUUGCUCAGGUGCACAGCAGUGGCAGCUUUGUGGACCUGGGAUUCGAACUCACAACCUUCCAAUUAGUAGACCAACACCUUAACCACAAGGUACCACGUCCCCCAACACCAGCAUGUGGGUCCCCAAACUGUUGCCACAAAGACUGAAGACUGAAAAGUCUUUACAGAUUCCCUUCAGUGGCUUAACUCAUGUUCCAGCAUAACAAUGUCCCUCUGCACAAAGCAGCUCCAUGAAGACAUGGUGUGGACAUUAAGGUUGAUGACAGUGGAAGAAGUCAAGUGUCACGUCACGUCACGUGUCCAACACUGAGCCCGGACUAAGGCUUAACCCCACUGAACACCUUUGGGAAGAACCAGAACUGGAGUCUCGUCAACAUCCCGACAUCAGGAUCUGAUCUCACUAAAGCUCUUGUAGCUGAAUGAACACCAAUGCACACAAACACAACCCAACAUCUAUAGUUAGUGUUGUAAUCUGGAGUGAGACUUUUAACAAGAAGCACAUAUGGUUGUGAUGGUCAGGAGUGCACAAACUUUUGGCUUUAUAGUGUGUUUCUAUUGCACAUACGUUCACAGUAAGAUAUGUAUAAUUCUACUGCGUUUCAUGAUAAACAGCUUCUUACUGAAAUGUUCUAAUGUACCUCAGACCAGAUUGUUUGUUUUCCUGAGAAACUCUAUUGUCUGUUAUUCUACUGUGCCAAUGAUAAAGAUUCAAUAAAGUUACUUAGCAUUUGAAUUUAGGGAAUAAAA
This is a messenger RNA of Tachysurus vachellii, 1995 nucleotides long. It is a transcript of the gene rtbdn, whose product is annotated as retbindin. The transcript has 6 exons. NCBI's taxonomy places the organism in Eukaryota, Metazoa, Chordata, Actinopteri, Siluriformes, Bagridae. The coding region runs from base 221 to 1006 and encodes 261 amino acids. The record is from RefSeq and is a predicted model, not a curated record. Gene Ontology annotation, molecular function: riboflavin binding; signaling receptor activity; riboflavin transmembrane transporter activity. Gene Ontology annotation, cellular component: external side of plasma membrane.